Molecule: messenger RNA, 1779 nt
Organism: Xylaria bambusicola
Lineage: Eukaryota; Fungi; Ascomycota; Sordariomycetes; Xylariales; Xylariaceae
Product: beta-lactamase/transpeptidase-like protein
Exons: 5
Coding region: 1-1779 (592 amino acids)
Source: RefSeq, a predicted model, not a curated record
AUGAGGGCUAUCAACACUUCCAUUGCCACUUUCGCGGCGGCUACGUUGCCACUCUUCGCGUGUUUCACUACAGCGCAGUAUAGCCCAAACUGCCCCCUUCAAGGUGCAGUGUUUCCCGUUCCAAAGAACUUGAAAAGGGACUCAGGAGCUAUUGGCACGGGACUAUCCGUUCUGCAGGAUGAACUUCAAAAACUCAUCAAUAACCCACUUGCCUUCGACAAUGCUAGUACAAGCUUUCAGCUAAAUCUCUUCUCAAAAGAUGAGAAUCUUUUCAAUUUCAGUUACGCCGCAACGAGUUUGGAUAACACUUCACUUCCAUCAAGAGGUUUAGACGAGAACACUAUAUUCCGUAUUGGCAGCGUCUCCAAACUUUUGACAGUCUACGCACUCUUAGCUGAACUCGGCACGAACCACCUGAAAGAUCCUGUCACGAAAUGGGUGCCCGAACUUGCAGAAUUCUCAAAGAAUGGGGCUAAUGACGCUGUGAGCCAAGUGAAGUGGGAUGAGGUUACCAUCGAGGCUCUUGCUAGUCAUUCAGCUGGCUUAGACCGGGAUUAUUCUCUUUCUGACUUUGCAAACCUUAUCAAUGAGACAAUAGCAGAGCAGGCUGCACUUCCACCACUUGCGCCCGAAGAUAUCCCAACUUGUGGCACCACCGACUUCUUGCUUCCAUCAUGCUCGCGUGCAGAUUUUCUCAACGAAGUCAAGGCUUUGCACCCCGUUACCUCGACGUUCCACACGCCCGUGUACUCCAAUAUGGCAUUUCAAAUUCUUGCCUACGCACUAGAAGGAAUUACCGGCAAAUCAUUCACCGAUAUAUUUCAGUCCUCGAUCAUCAACCGUUUGGGGCUAAGCAGAACAUCGUUGCAACCUCCAAACAGCACGAAAGAAGGCAUCAUACCAGGAGACAAGAUCUCAAGCUGGUGGAGUGUGGACCUUGCUGAUGCAAGCCCAGUGGGCGGCAUUUUUUCAACUGGAGCAGACAUGGCGACAUUAGGGCAGUCCAUUCUCAAUUCCAGUAUCCUGAGCCCGAUGACAACUCGACAAUGGCUACGUCCCAUCGCCCAUACAGCCGACCUCCACGUAGCAGUCGGUAUGCCAUGGGAGAUACAUCGCCUACUGCAACCUGUUUCAUCAGGAAGCGAUCACACGCGCGUCGUUGACCUCUACACGAAGAAUGGUAUGCUGGGUGGUUACUCAACGCUUUUCGUACUUUCGCCAGAGCACGACUUCGGUUUCGCUCUCUUGACUGCCAGCCCUACAACUGCGGCUGAGUCUGCAGCACGCGCAGUAGCGCUCAAUGUCAUCGGCGAUAUUGUUACAAGUACCAUGGUUUCGGCUUUCGAGCAAGCCGCCCGCGAUGAGGCCGCAUAUAACUUCGGAGGGAUUUAUGCCAGCUCUAAUAUGAGCCUGGAGAUCUCUGUGGAUAACGCUCAUCCGGGACUUAAGCUUAGUAACUGGACCAUGGGUGACAAGGACGUAUUGGAGCAGUAUACAGGAGUGCCGAACGCGCAGGUUGACGCCAGACUGUAUCCUAUGGAUCUGGAGAGCAACGGCAAAAUAUCUUUCCGCGCUGUGUACGAAGGGGUUCGUAACGCUUCUCAGACAUCGCAACCCGGGGUUGUGUUCUCUCAGGGUUGCCUGCCUUGGGGAGGUGUUGCUGCGUUACACUAUGGGAAAAUCGCAUUUGACGAUUUCGUGUUUGAGGUGGAUGACAAGGGCAGGGCGACUUCUAUAAUUCCUAGAAUCACACGACAGACUUUAGAGAGGACCAAGUAA